This is a messenger RNA of Phoenix dactylifera (date palm), 1241 nucleotides long. Its product is annotated as protein DMP6-like. Gene Ontology annotation, biological process: endomembrane system organization. The record is from RefSeq and is a predicted model, not a curated record. NCBI's taxonomy places the organism in Eukaryota, Viridiplantae, Streptophyta, Magnoliopsida, Arecales, Arecaceae.
ACGAGAGCCGCCGUCUAAGGAAAAGAAAACCAAAGACGCCGUCUUCGAAGUUGGGUCUUUCCUUUUGUCGAUGACUUGUCCUUCACAAAUAAAAAAUAAAGCAAAACCCCCUCCGCAAUUCUAGUGAUGUUCCUUGCAAGCUAUUCCUUCACCCCCUCCUCGCUUCGACUCCCACGAAUCCCUUCUCUAUAAACUCACCAACCUACCAUUUGAUCGUCGUGAUCACCUCCCAGUUUGAGAAGGAGGUACAGGGAAGAAACAGAAAGAAGAGACCGGUGCUGUCGGGACAAAGAUGGAAGAUAUGGAAGCCCAUCAUCAUGAAGAAGAGCAGCAGCCUCUCCUGGCUUCCAAGCCAUCGGAUGAGGACAGGACGACCAUGGUGCAGCAGGCCAUAAGCCAGACGUUUAAGAGCGUCGCCCAUCUCGCCAACCACCUCCCAACCGGCACGGUCCUCGCCUUCCAAGUCCUGUCCCCCAUCCUCACCAACUUAGGCCGCUGCACCGAUGCGAACCGAACCAUGACCGCGUGCCUCGUGGUCCUCUGCGGACUGUCAUGCUUCGUCCUAAGCUUCACCGACAGUUUCCAGGACAAGACCGGGAAAAUAAGGUAUGGACUCGCCACCUUCGGGGGCAUGUGGAUCAUCGACGGCGCUAAGCCUCUCCCUCCAGAGAUAGCGGCCAACUACAGCGUAAAGUUCGUAGACUUUGUCCACGCUUUCAUGUCGGUGUUGAUCUUCGCGGCGGUGGCCUUGUUUGAUAAGAACGUAGUGUCGUGCUUCUACCCUGUCCCGUCGGAGGAUAUGGAGCAGGUGCUCACUGCAUUGCCGGUUGCGAUCGGAGUGUUUGGCAGUGCAGUGUUUGUUACUUUCCCUACGACUCGCCAUGGAAUUGGCUUCCCAGUUUCCCCUCGUUGAUGCUUCAAUCUGCGUGCGUGGAUGCUUGCUCCCCGUGUAGUUCUACUGAAACAGUCAAUAUAUAUGGUCUUCAUGUUGAAACAGUAAAUGGGAUUGGCAGUGUUUUAAUUUUUUCAUAAGAUAAAGAGUUGAAUUUAAUACUUUGGCAGCUCCGUUGAUACCGCAAGAGUUAAGAAACGGUGGUUUCUUGCGGCAACAAGCAAGUUGCCUUCGACGCAUUCUUUUCUUGUGUAUAUGGAAAUCGUCCUCGAAUGCUCUACCGAAAAUAGUGAUGUGCUUCUUGUUAUAAUUGGGUAGAUAUAGACAGUGAUGGUCGUGUUCCUUUGAA